GACACUAGUUGGUCAGGUUGUGACAGUGCGCUGACGGUACGGCAACCCUGAAGGCUGGAAGGCCUCCGUUUUCACCAAUUAGAAAAUUACAAAUUUUCCAAUUCGGCUUCCUUAGCAAAAAGACGAUUUGUUAAUUAAACGCAGUUUCUCGCGUUUCGUCAGGUGUUUCUUAUUGGAUCGCCAGGGGGUGGUGGUGUUAUUCGCGAGUGUAUUGGUGGCUGGCGCGCUGAGGUGCGAGUGGGAGGCAGCGCUAGAAAAUUUCUUGUUAUUCUUUCUUUGUUGUUUUAUCUGUGGAAAAAAGCUGCGCGUGUGUGUUCGUGCCUUGCGUAUGUAUGUACCAUACAUGCACACAAGAAAUUUGCAUAAAAAAAUCACCAGCCGAGCAGACCAGAUCACCAACGUCAGCACUAGGAUAACCACAGUAGAGUGGUGAGACCGCUGCUCCCAGCACACACACGGACAUCGCACGCAGGACCGAGGAGCGGCAGGAGCAGGCGGAAGGGAUUCGGAAGCUAACCUCGGACACGGACUCAAUUCAACAGCCUGUAAGCGCUUCGAGGGCCAAAGGACGACCAUGUUCACGGGCAAGCUGCAGAUCAAGGUGUGCGAGGCGAGCGGCCUGCGGCCCACAGACUUCCAGAAGCGUCACAACCUCACCUUUGGCAAGCUAGCCGACGAGCAGCUCAUCGAUCCCUAUGUGUCCAUAGAUGUCGACGAGAGUCACUUUGAUCGAGCCACCACACGGCCAAAGACAUUUGAUCCUGUUUGGAACGAGCAGUUCGUCCACGAUGUUACCAAUGUCAGCAACAUUAAUUUGACCGUCUUUCACGAUGCCGCUCUGCCGCCAGAUGAUUUUGUGGCCAACUGCAUAAUCUCUUUUGAGGACCUCAUGCAGAGCGAGACGGCUGUGCAGGAUCUAUGGGUUAACCUGGAGCCCCAGGGCAAGAUCCACGUCAUAAUUGAGCUAAAGAAUCGCAAUGAACAAGCCAAAGCCGAGGCAGAGGUGGAGCACACUGUGGCCGUCAACAAGGAGUUCAAAGAGCGCGCCGGCUUCAAUCGGCGUCGCGGUGCCAUGCGUCGUCGUGUGCAUCAGGUGAAUGGGCACAAGUUCAUGGCAACGUUUUUGCGUCAACCCACCUUCUGUUCGCAUUGCCGCGAGUUUAUCUGGGGAAUUGGUAAACAAGGCUAUCAAUGUCAAGUCUGCACGUUAGUUGUACAUAAAAAAUGCCAUUUGUCCGUGGUGUCCAAGUGUCCGGGCAUGCGAGAUGAGUUGUGUCCGCAGCAAGCCAAAGUGGAGGUGGUGCCGGCGGGCCAGCGCUUCAACGUGAAUUUGCCCCAUCGGUUUGUGGUGCACAGCUACAAGAGAUUCACCUUCUGCGACCACUGCGGAUCGCUGCUCUAUGGCCUGAUUAAGCAGGGAUUGCAAUGCGAGACCUGCGGGAUGAACGUGCACAAGCGCUGCCAGAAGAACGUGGCCAAUACGUGCGGCAUCAACACCAAGCAGAUGGCCGAGAUUCUCAGCUCGCUGGGGAUCUCACCGGACAAGCAGCAGCCGCGCCGCUCCAAGUACUUGAACCAGCAGGGCGGCGAGGACAACUAUGGUGCCUCCUUGGGACCCGAUGGCGAUGGCGCUCCGGGCCAGUCCUUCCGCAGUGGCACGCUCUCGGCGGACAGCCUGGCCACCUCCACCACGACGCUGACCAGCGGAUACAACAGCAGCAGCUGCAUGAGCCUGGCCGUGGGCGGUGCUGGCGGAGGUGGUGCCACCGGAGAGACGCGGCCCGGCAAGUGCUCCUUGCUUGACUUCAACUUCAUUAAGGUGCUCGGCAAGGGAUCUUUCGGCAAGGUGAUGCUCGCCGAGAAGAAGGGCACCGACGAGAUCUAUGCCAUUAAGGUGCUCAAGAAGGACGCCAUCAUCCAGGACGACGACGUGGACUGCACCAUGACGGAGAAGCGCAUCCUGGCGCUGGCCGCCAACCAUCCCUUCCUGACUGCGUUACAUUCCUGUUUCCAGACCCCGGACCGCCUCUUCUUCGUAAUGGAGUACGUUAACGGCGGUGACCUGAUGUUCCAGAUACAGAAGGCGCGCCGAUUCGAGGCCGCCCGGGCGGCCUUCUAUGCAGCAGAGGUGACACUGGCAUUGCAGUUCCUCCACACCCAUGGCGUUAUCUACCGCGACCUGAAGCUGGACAACAUCCUGCUCGACCAGGAGGGCCACUGCAAGCUGGCCGACUUUGGUAUGUGCAAGGAGGGCAUCAUGAACGGCAUGCUGACUGCCACAUUCUGCGGCACGCCCGACUACAUUGCCCCGGAGAUCCUUAAGGAGCAGGAGUAUGGCGCUUCCGUCGAUUGGUGGGCGCUGGGUGUCCUCAUGUACGAGAUGAUGGCCGGCCAGCCUCCGUUUGAGGCCGAUAACGAGGACGAGCUCUUCGACUCGAUUAUGCACGACGACGUCCUAUACCCAGUUUGGCUGUCCCGCGAGGCCGUCUCCAUUCUUAAGGGUUUUCUAACCAAAAAUCCGGAGCAGCGACUGGGCUGCACUGGCGACGAGAACGAGAUACGCAAGCAUCCAUUCUUUAACAAACUGGACUGGAAGGAGCUGGAGAAGCGCAACAUAAAGCCACCAUUCCGACCGAAAAUGAAAAAUCCACGCGAUGCCAACAACUUUGAUGCUGAGUUUACGAAGGAGGAUCCAGUGCUGACACCGAUCGGUAACGAGGUAAUUCGCUGCAUCAACCAGGAUGAAUUCGCGGGCUUCUCGUUCGUGAAUCCAAAAUUCGGACCGGAGCGCAAAGUGUACUAAGAAGGCCCCCAACGAUCGAAUUUCAUGUUCACCAUGUUCACUUGGAUGGGCUGGAUGAGACUGGGUAUCCCGGUUAGCUGGCCCAACCCAGAUCGCUCCAAAUCGUCGUCGUCCGGUCAUAUCCGGUCGUUCGGUGUCUAGCGCAUCUUCCCAGCACAGUCUAGUUUAUCGUUUAUUGUUUAUCGUUAUCAUUUUCAUUCAACUCCCCCCGGUGAACGCUUUAUUGUUGUCUGUUUCUGUUGUAGUCCACUCGUAGUCGUUGUCCUCCCAGACCCCUUUUCCUCCCAGAGUAGGAUCAUCCACAUCCACAUUCAACUACCAGUGCCAAUUGUCGCGAAACUGCUAAGCUUCAACUUGAUUUAAGGCGCACACCACAAGGACAAUGCAAAUUGUUCCGAAUUAUCCCCACGAUGAAGUCAGAAAGUAGUGCUGCAAAUGAAUCGAUGUUUUUGUAUGGAAAACCCGAUUCGAAAUCAUCGAUGUUCUACCAGUUCUGUACCCAAAAACGUAGCCUAUUCCUGUUUAAAUUUAUUUAUGUUGUUUGCCAACGAAAAAGAUAUCCCCCACACCCAUACCCAAACCCACACACAUCCAUCUAGUCAAUGCCCAGUGGCUGAGUGCAUUUUGUUAUUAGUUAUUUAUUGAUUGUUCGAUUGAUGUGCCGAAUCUCAAGUUUCGCACUGACAGCAUCCGACAGCAUCCAGGCAGAGAGCGAGGCACUUGCUCCAAGCGAAUCUCAAGGGAAUUUCAAAACACAAUAGCCGCAAUGUGCCGUCUCUACCACACACACACACUCAGACACACAAAGUACACAAUAUUUAAUUUCGAGUUUGAAAUCUUGCACAACUUCCUUCUCAAGUAUUAAAGCGAUAUUAUUUUAAAAUUAUUACCUUAUUGUUAUACAUAAAUAUUUAUAAAACAACAAAAAAAUGAAAAGAAACAAAGCGAAAAUCAAGCCAAAAACCCCUCUAAUACAAAGCGCAUACAAUUUACCAACAAAGAGAAAAACGUAUAGCUAAACUAAUCAUAGAAAUAAAUGCUAAAAACCUACAAAGAGAAUGUCUUUGAAAAUUCAUAUUAAUUUAUGCUAAAAACAAAUUAUGAAUACAACCCAAACAACCAAUGUGUUUAGACUGUAAGCGAAGGAGGAGAAAAAGCAUAUUAUAUAUAAAGUAUAUAAUAUAUGAAACAUAUAUAAAUUGUGAAACUAAAGGCAUAUAUAUAUAAUACACACCACACAAAACACGCCCACAAGAAAACAAAACAAAACACUUAGCGUAAUGAGGGAAAUCCGUCAACAAUUAUUAUAUGAAUAUAUAUGAAAUUAUGUGGCAUAGGAUGAAUAAGAGAAAAAAACAAUAUUCGCGGUUAUUAUGUGUUAAUUUGAAAGCCAAAGACUCAAAGCUAAAUAUUCUAUUUGAACUAACCCGAGGCAAGUUUUUAGCAUACCGCAUCGAAAUUGGAUCAGUAUCAUUUAAAUGUUAUUACUAUUACUAUUAUUAUUUAAUCUACGACUAAUUUCGUGUGUUUUCUGUUUUGAUUUCCAUCUAUCGCUGGAAAAGAGAUCACUAAAAGUAUAUA
Molecule: messenger RNA, 4384 nt
Organism: Drosophila serrata
Lineage: Eukaryota; Metazoa; Arthropoda; Insecta; Diptera; Drosophilidae
Gene: Pkc98E
Product: Protein kinase C
Biological process (GO): protein phosphorylation
Molecular function (GO): diacylglycerol-dependent serine/threonine kinase activity; ATP binding
Source: RefSeq, a predicted model, not a curated record